ACUAUAAAAGAGUGGGAACCCCGCGCGGCGGCAGACUCGAAAACGACGACGAUAACCAAACAUGCAAACCUCUCGUCGGUAGUGGCCGCACGAAUGGACUCCUAACAAUCUUCGACCAGCCACCAAAAGUCGUCGGGCAAGCUCGUCUGACAGAAGUGACACUCGUGGACCGACCGCAUGACACUCUUUUUUCGCGUCGGCCCGCAUUUGAUGUGCUCGGGUUUCUCUCGACUCAGCGACCCGAAGAACUUAACACGAAGAAACACCACAUACCGGCAACCAACAGGAUGGCACGUGCUGAGACCGUGGAGAGUGUGGGAGAGGCUGCCGGAGAGAACCAGCAGCAGAACCACCAGGAACAACCCAUCCUGCCCACACCGCUGCCUUUGCCACCAGACCAGCCGAACGCCUUCUUGGGAGAACAGUCGGAGCGGCGGCAACGUCAGGAAGUGGCCCACCAGCGCUCUCCCCUGCCGGACCUGCUGCCUCAAGAUCAGCGGGCGUUUGGGGGUGGGUCGCAUCUCAGAAGCGAGGUUACGAUGGAGGCGGGGCACGUAGACACCCACGCCUUGGCCCAGCAGCUCCGGACUAUCGGGGAUCAAUUUAACGCCUCUGUACUGAGAGCGCACGAUGCUCCGCACUGGCAGGACUGGAUAGAUGUGCGCCAGGGCUUCCUCAACCUGGUGGCUCGCACCCUCAGCGCCCUCUACAGGCUAGCCUAGGCACAGUGCCGGCCGGGUUACUGCGGCAACCACUAGGCUGCUGCAAAAGGCGUAGGUGAGUCUGCUGGUCCGGACAGCAGACGAUACUUGCUGGCUUUUGUUUCUGCUGGUUUGGACCGAAGACGACACGUUUGUUUGUUUGUUUGUUUGUUUGUUUGUUUGUAUUUUUGUCAACUGUGAAAGUGGAUCCAAAUCCUUUGACAUUUGUCCACACCCAAUGCUAAAGCUAAUGGCUAGCCAGUUUCGUUUCAUGAGCUGUUUUGGGCAAAUUAGCUUUUUUACUUUUAUUUUCUAGCCCAGUCAUGAAAUGUUUUCACCGUGUGACGCAUCCAGUGCCUUUGUACUGACCACGCACACUGAUGAUUGACUGAUCACGCACACAUGCACACACACACACAUGCACUUUUAGUGCAGUGAAAAUGUUCACACAACACAAACACACACACAAAUACAUAAUUGGUCCUCCAUGACCUUUGAGAGUGUAAAUAUUUGUUACCGAUCCUAAACAAAAAUUGUGUUGCGCUGAUUGUUAUCAGCGCAAUAAAUAAAUCCAGUAGCGUAAUAAAUCCAGUGGAUUUGGGAGGUAUGUCACACAAAAAAAGAAAACAUUUGAGUCCCGAAAAAAGUAUUUCACCGCAUUUUGAAAUGAUUGUCUGAUAAGUAAUUUAUUUUUGCGGUAGCAUAUUUGUAGCUUUUUUUGUUGUUGUCUUGUUUUCUAAGGCUUUUCUUUAUUUAUUUUAUGUUCUGAACAUUCCUGCUGCGUGUUACAAAAUGGGAAGCUGUGACUCGUCAGCGAACUCAAAAAGUGACGAAAAGACAUAACUGCAGGAUUUGCCACUCAGAGAAAUCUUUAUCUACUUUCGAUCAAAGUGCACUUUUGACAUCCUGUUUUACUUUCAGCGUUUGUUUUACGUUGUUUACCAUGUUCACCACUUUGCAUUGGUACUUUUGCUGGGAAGUGGAACUCAUCCAGUUGAUUUUUUUUUUUACUGUUGUAAAGUUUCUACUGGAAUUUUCUACUUUGUUCUUUUAUAUAAUAAAGUUAGUUGAAUACA
Messenger RNA from Hippocampus zosterae (dwarf seahorse), 1777 nucleotides. It is a transcript of the gene bbc3, whose product is annotated as BCL2 binding component 3. The coding region runs from base 288 to 722 and encodes 144 amino acids. The transcript has 5 exons. The record is from RefSeq and is a predicted model, not a curated record. Lineage: Eukaryota; Metazoa; Chordata; Actinopteri; Syngnathiformes; Syngnathidae.